GCCACUUACUUGAUUAUCCGCUCAGGCGUCGCUGUUCUUGUAGCUUCGACGAAUGCCUCAAAAAGCUAAAAAAAAAUCGCACUGAAGCACUUUAGCCAAGCUAGCUAGCUCGCUAGCUUCUCUUCAUAUGUGAUUCCCGAGAAGAACAGUGUGUCAGGACUGGAGCAGUAGUUCAUGGAAGACAAGAAAAGGAAAAAAGACGACAAAAGGAAAAGGGAUGCCUCUCAGAAGGGUGUAGAACAAAAAAGCAAAGGGUCAGACUUGACAAAGCCAGCGACAGCCCAGUCUCCUGCCACACAGAGCAGCUCUGCCUCCCCCAGCCCUGGACCCACCCCAUCUGCCUCCCCAUCCCCAGGCACCUCGAGCCCAGGUAGUGCUGCCACCCCUUCACAGGGCGGCAACAAUGCCAAGCGCCUGGCAGUGGCCAACGGACAGUCCACCACCACUACAAGUUCUUCCUCCACUUCUGGCGGAUCCAGUGCUGCUGGAACCGGCAGUUCAAGUAGCGGGGCCGGAUCCCAGGCGCCUCAACAGCAACCACGCUACAUGCCGAGAGAAGUGCCACCAAGAUUCCGCUGCCAGCAGGACCAUAAAGUGCUACUGAAGAGGGGUCAGCCACCACUGUCCUCCAUGCUGCUGGGAGGGGGAGGAGGGGAUGGCCCCAAUGCAAAUAUGGCUGCUGUUUCAGAUUCUGGUACAGCUGCCCCCUCAUUGGCCCAAACCUCAUCAGUUGCUGCUUCUACUACUACUUCAAAUUAUGCAAAUUCCACGUGGGGGGCUAGCUCUGGCAGCCAGACCUCCUCUCAGGGCAGGGAGAAGGUGAUUGUUGAUGGCAAUGACCUGGAGGAGUGGCCUAGCAUUGCUGGCACUGAGGGGGGAGGAGCUUCUUACGUUAGACCCGGCGGUGGUGGCAGCAACAACGGAAUGUCUGUGAACAGCAUCAGUGCCUCUGGCAACCAGUCCUCACCCAUUUCCUCAUUUUCUGUGCCCAAUGAAUGUAUGCAGUCGUCCAGCAGUGUGGCAUGGGCAAUGUCUGCCUCCCAGGGUCAUCUUGGAGGAGGGAAUGCAGUAGCUCCACCUGGGCCUCCACUACAGCAGCCCUCCUCGCUUUCCAAAGCCUCCGCCAUGCCAGGGAGCCACGAAGCCAGUGGCCCCGUCAAUGGCAGCAGCGGGAUUCCAGGUGCCAACUUCAAUCCAAAUGCCAACCCUUCGGCCUGGCCUGCUCUGGUGCAGCAGGAUGGGCCUGCUGCUGCUGGGGAAGGAGGUCCGUCUUCCUUUCUUCACCAGGGUCCUGGGGGGACUUUGUCUGCCAACAACUCUGCUUCCCAGGGGCUGGGAAGUGGGUCAGUUGGGGUGCUCGGGGGUCACCCACCUUUAUCUAAUCAAUCAAGCACCCAUCAGCACCAUCUUCACCAAAUGCAAUCCAGAGACAGAGAGAUGGGAGGGGGGAAGUGGGACAGUGAAUCAGCGGGACCAAAAAUUUCAGGGGGGGAAGGGAUUGGCGGAGGAAUGGACCAUAAUGUGGGAGGAAGUGGUAUGUCUGUGGGAGACCACAGCCUUUCCUCCUCAUGGAGAGGCCUGCCUUCUUACCCUGCAGCUAACUCCAAAACGGGUGCCUCAAGGACUGAUGGAUGGGAGGAUGGAGGAGGUGGCACUGCUGAGGGGGAUAAUGGAACCUCGGUCUGGGGAUUUCAGAGUUCCUCUAGUGGGGUUAGUUCUUGGGGCAGUGCUGGAAGUGGGAGAAAUAAUAGUCAAACCUCUCAGGGAGGAUGGGGGUCAUCAGGAGUAGGAGACAGAGUGGUAUCUGGUGGUGACUGGGGUGGAAGCUCCACUGGUAUUGCUGGUGGUAAUCCAGAAGGAGAAGGAAUAGGUGGAGGCUGCAGCAGUAACAGCAGCAGUAGUGGGGGCAGCACAGCUGGCAACCCACCUGCCACUUCCUCCUCUUCCUCUACAGCCACCACUAUGACCAGAGCUUGGGACAAUCAGAAAGGAGAGAGUGAAACAGGGGAAUGGGGUGUAGGAGUAGGGGGACAAGGAGCACAGGGAGGAUCUUCAUCCAGUAGUGGGAAUGUGCCUAAAAGCAGUCACAGUCGUUCUCGCCGCCAAGCACCUAAUGCUGAAGCUGCCUUACAGAACCUUCUCAACCGGUCUGAUCUGGACCCACGGGUCCUGUCCAACACAGGCUGGGGUCAAACACAGAUCCGACAGAACACAACCUGGGAUGUUGAAGAACAGGCAGCACAGAGUAAAGGUGGAUCAACAUCAGCAAUGUCGAAACAUCCAAAUUCACUUAGUGGUUCUUCUCAGUAUUCCGGUGCAUCCAGAGUGACUGAUUCCAUGGGUCCAGUGGUCAAUCCUUCCCUGGUUCCAUCUGCUGGCUCCUCUGGAGAGGGCUGGGAAAGCAGCAGCAACAGUAGCAGUAGUGGGGCCUCUUUGUCUGGGAGAGCCCCACCACCUUCAGGCCCCAACAUGAGAAAUCUUGGUGUCUCACAAUCUGGGCCAGUGACCACAACAGGACCAGCAAUGGGCUCAACAGUAAUACCUGGAAAUAACCAGCAGGGGAAAGCUACAGGUUGGGGUGGAGCUGGGAUGGGGACUAGUGAUAGCCAGGACACCAAGGGUUGGGGGGGUGAUGAGUGGAGGGACAGUAGUAGAGGAGGAUGGGGUGAUAUUGGGAAGCAGAGUGAUCCCGUCAGUGGAGGAUGGGGAGGAAGUGAAGAGAAUAAAGGGACCGAAGGGUGGAAAGAAAAAGCUGGGAAUGGGGGAGGAAAUGGGUGGGGAUCAGGCCACAAAGCUAAUACAGGUAGAGACUGGGGAGAGCAAGAGUCCAAAUCAAAUAGUGGGGGUGGAGGAUGGAAGGAUGAGAGGAAAAAUAUAGCAGGAAACUCAGGUGGGGAUUCAGGUGUGGGAGGUUGGGCUAGCUGGGAUGAUGACGCUCCCCGGAGAACCUGGGGAGCAGGAGGCACAGGAGGAGGUGGGAGUGGAGUAGGAGGGGUAGGUGUUGUUGGGGGAAUGGUGCCCAAAUCCCAUCACACCUGGAGUGGAGGAAGCAAAAUGCACCAGAUGCCAAACAGCCAGUCGGGAUCCAUUACAGGCCCACAGGCACAACAGCAACAAUCACAGCCUCACAAUCAGCAUCCACAACUACAACAAGCAUUGGACCAAGGGGCUAUGCAAGGUGGUGAGGGGAGGAAAAUUGUUCCUCAAGGCCAGAACCAGAGCCAAAGCUCAGGGUGGACCUCGGGGCCCAUUCCUAGUGGCCCCGGAGGAGGUGGAAGUGGAUCCGAACCAAGUGGCUGGGAGGACCCUUCGCCACAAUCUAUAAGCAGAAAGAACGAGAUAGAUGAUGGAACCUCAGCAUGGGGUGACCCGACCCAUUACAAUUACAAGCCGGUCAACCUGUGGGAUAAGAACAGUGCCCCUGCUACCCAGCAGCUGCACAGUAAGGGUCAGACCAAGCAGCUGCAACAGCAGGCACCUCAAGUUCAGCAGCAGCCUAACAGGCAAUCUGCAGGGCUUGGGGGUAACAGAGACUUCAAUACGGGGCCUGGGAAUGCUUCAUCUAUAGGUCCAUCAGGUUGGGGUGGCACAUCUCCAUCUAGGCCUACAGUAGAUAAUGGUACAGCAGCUUGGGGAAAGCCUACUGAGACCCCUACUGGAUGGGGCGACCCUGAAGAUGCUGGAGGGAAGACCGCAGGCUGGGGAAACCCUUCAAAUCCCAAUCCUAUCAAAUCUGUUUCGAAGUCUAUGCAAGAUGGUUGGGGCGACAAAGAAGGCUCUAUGGCAGCCACUCGCCACUCGAGCUGGGAGGAUGAGGAGGAUGGAGGUGGCAUGUGGAACAGCACAGGCUCCCAGGGAAGCAGCUCUUCUUGGGGGCAGGGAAGCAAUGGUGGCUGGGGACAGAACCACACUGGGAAGAAGCCCAACAACAAGGGUUCACUCAAGGCUGGUGGAGGAGACACGUGGAUGAGUCCAAUUAACAGACAGUUCUCCAACAUGGGGCUGCUGAAUGAUGACCCCAGUGGCCCAAACAUUGACAUGGCUCCAGGUUCUCUCCAAGAAAAGAAGAUGGAGUCAGAAAAAAGAGCAAUGGGAAUGAAUGACUACAGUGGCGACUUGAGAAAAGGAGGACGGGGGGGAGGAGGGGUAACCUAUCGUCCACCUGCUUCCAAAGAGGCAACACCUGGGGAAGCUGGGUCUUACUAUGACAAGACCUUGCCUUUGAUCAAUCAGGAUGGGUGCCUAGGGGAGGAGGGUCCUUACUCUCUGUACUCACCACCCACUGUCUACAAGCCCCAUUCUCUCUUCAACCACACUAUCCCCUUUAGACAAGGGGCUCACAGUGUCUUUGGCAGUGGUGGGAUGGUGGCGCAGUCAAGACACCAGCCAAGUGUCCUACCCAUGAACCAGUCCCCAGGGAUGCGGACGCAAGUGCCUCAUCAGUUCCUGUCACCACAGGUGCCAGGUUCUGUGCUGAAGCAAAUGCCCCCUCCCGCUGGGAGCUUGGGGGGCACCAGCAGCAUGGGAGGAGUAGCAGGAGUCGCAGGCGGUGUGUUCCCUCCACAGCUGUCCCCCCAGCAAAUUGCCAUGCUCAGCAGUAUCUACCCACCCCACAUCCAGUUUCAGCUGGCCUGUCAGCUACUCCUCCAGCAGCAGCAGCCACAACAACAGCAGCAGCAGCAGCAGCAACAGCAGCUAUUGCACAAUCAGAGAAAAUUUUCACCAAAUGUGCGGCAGCCGGCUGAUACUCAGCAGUUGGCCCGAAUCAUGGCAGUACUGAGGCAACAGCAGCAGAUCGGGGGUUUAAGUGGCAGCUCCAAACAUUCUCCUUCUCACCAUGGUGGCGUUGUCGGAGGGGGUCCCAAACUACCAGGAGCUGAUCCCACGGCCCACCCAAAUUUUGCAGGAUCAGUGGCUGACCUGCACCAGAAAACCCUUGGACCAUAUUCCAGCUUUGGCUCUGGAAUGAAUCUUCCUGGCCUUGAUCUUGGUGGGUCGUUGGUGGGGGGGUCUGGGGGCAUGAAGGAUCUGGGAGCUCAGCAGUCCCGCUUCAAAUGGAUGAUGGAAGGACACUCUUCACCAGACACUUCAUCACCUGAGAUUCUGUUUCACAAAAAUGGUUCUAUCACCCCCAUAAAGAUGCCUGGUGGCUCACCCUACUCGCAGUAUGAAAUGAUGGCUGGAGAUGGACUAAGUGACAACUGGCAUCGCACACCUGGCAAGAUGGUUACCAAGCCUCCCACCACUCCCAGUUGGCCCCCUGAGUUCCAGCCUGGUGUGCCCUGGAAAGGAAUUGACCGCGUUGACCCUGAAUCGGACCCUUACAUGACUCCAGGGAGCAUGAUGGGAAAUGCUGUAUCCCCCAGCCUCAAUGAUUCUGAGCACCAAUUGUUACAAGACAAUACUGAUUCCACCCCUCCCCUGAACACCUUGCUGCCUUCACCUGGUGCCUGGCCCUACAGUGCCUCAGACAGUCCCCUUAAUAACGCACACAACUCAGCAAAGUACACCGACUACAAGAACAGCUGGCCCCCAGAACCUAUUGGACACAAAUCGUCGUGGAAAGCCAGCCGUGCCAGCAGCCAGACCCAGCUGCCUCGGCCACCUCCAGGACUAGCCAGUCAAAAACAGUCAUCUCCUUCCCCUUGGUCCGGAGGAGCCCCACGAUUGGCUGGCCGGGGCUGGGGCAGUGGCUCAGCCACAUCAGGCUCCACAUGGAGUGAUGGCAGCUCUCGGGACAGCUGCUGGUUGGUGCUCAGCAAUCUCACACCACAGAUUGACGGCUCCACUCUGAGGACCAUCUGCAUGCAGCACGGCCCGCUGCUGACCUAUCACCUUGGCCUAACCCAGGGCACUGCUUUGAUUUGCUACAACUCCAAACAGGAGGCGGCCAAGGCCCAAAGUGCACUCCACAUGUGUGUUCUGGGUAACACCACCAUCUUGGCAGAGUUUAUAAGCGAGGAAGAUGUGGCUAACUUCAUUGCACAUUCCCAACCUGGAGGAUCAGGGAGCGGUGGAACCACAAGUGGCUCCACUGGCUCUGGGCCUGCAGCAGCCACUGUCGUGGUGGCUACUGGUAACGGAGGAAACUGCGAAAGAGGUGGAGUAGGAGGCAGCAGUGGCGGUGGUGGAGUUGAAGGAGGUCAGACAGCCGCAGGAGCAGGAAAUGGAGCUGCUAGCUCUGGGUGGCAGAGUCUGGACAGCACAGGCAGCUCAUCGGACCAGUCUGCCGCCCAGGCACCCGGGUUGGGCAUCUUUGCCCAGUGGAGCAGCAAUGGGACUGGAGUGGGUGGUGCUGGAGGUGUGGAGACUGGAAGGCAGGGUCUGUGGGGAGGAGUGGGAGGAAUGGGCAUGGCAGGGUACCCCAGCAGUAGCCUUUGGGGUUCCCCUGCACUGGAGGAUCGUCACCAGAUGGGCAGCCCUGCCUCACUGCUUCCAGGGGACCUCCUGGGGGGUGGUGCUGAUUCCAUCUGAGGGUCCAACUGACAUAAAUACACACAUACAUACAUAAAUAUUACACUCAAGUUGUAAUACUUGUCACUCUGUAUUUAUAUUCAUGCAGGAAUGACAUGGAUUUAAGCUACACUGGUCACCCAACACACGCACUCAACAUCCUAUCUACAGGCUACAUGCACACGUUUUCACACAUACACAUUAAACAGCGUAACUUUAAAUGAAGACAACAGUAAAACUUGAAGUGUGGGGGGUGAAAUCCAUUAAACUCUUUAGGACUCAACUGGAUAGCUCUUUGUACAAAUCCCACCAUCUGCAUUCAGAGACCCGUUCACUCAGGCAUGCACUGUAGACAGGCUCAGCCAGUCGUACAUGUCAACAAGUUUAUCUAUUGCUGUUUUUAGUGUGCCACUUUGUUUCUUUCAUAUUACUAUUUAAUGGUUGAUUCUCAAAAAUCAGACUUGCAGACUGAGCCUGUGUAGAACAUGCUGGCGUGCUUCCGACUUUUCACAUUUGGAAGCUCAAGAGUGGGGAAGGAUCUAGAGUUUGUGUCAGAGUCGGGACAGCGCCACACUACUGAGUCAAACGGACGACAGCAGCCUUUUGAGAUCUGGAAAAGGAGAGAGGGUUUUUACUAGGUACUGAAACCUCUACCUUGGUGGAAAUAUGCCAUCAACAUGGGACCCAGGGUAAAAGGAAAAAAAAAUCAAACCAACAUUAGCCAAACUUGCACUAUAUGCCUCUGGGUUUGUUGUUGACACAUCCUCCACAAAUCCCUCCAAUGCUGAAACAGAGCUACAAGGCAACAAACUACACAGACUUUCACAGGACAACUCAAUGUUACAACAGCAGUGGCCUUGGCUUAACACCCAGCGGCCAGUCACCCGCUAUGUCGGCAGCAUCACACCUUCUCAACAGUUACACACUGCUCUUAUAUUUGACAAGCAAAAUUGUAUCUCCUGGUUGAUGUACGCCGGUUGUUUAUCAUUAUUAUGAUUUUUCUUUAUUGUUUUAAAUGAAAAACGUGUGAAACCUUGUGGAAAAUCCAGAGAUGUCUUUUCAUUUUUGCCCUUCAAACACUGACCUCGCUAUUGUAUUUUUCUUACUCGAAAAAUCAAGUUGGUUAUUCUAUAUUGUCAUAAUGUUAAUGAUGACUAUUAUCACUUAUUUACUCGCUGUACAAGGUGCCCUCCUGCCUGCCUGUGUGUGCAUGAAAGGAGUGUUGACAGUAUGACAGAAGGGAGGAAGACGUGAUGAAGAUGGUGAUAUUGGAAGUGUGUGUUCUUGCUACAAUGUUGAAUGUUUUUCUUGUUGUUAUUUUCCCCCAUGUCCAUGAGAGAUUCACAAGGAAUGCAUGUGUGUCUGUGUGUUUGCUUUUGAUCACUGACUGCUCCAGUCAGGGUAGUGACAAGAGAAUGAAUGGAGUUAAUCUGACCGCUUGCAUUUGCAGAGAUGCUGUGUGUGUGUGUGGAUGUGUGCAUGCUUGUGUGCUUGACUGGAUUUUGUGACGGCUAAAAGUUCAAAACAUUGGCACUAUUGCAUAUGUCUCUUAAGUUGUUUUUUAGCAGCAUUUUUUUUCCUUUUUGUAUUUUUUUCCUGUCAACUGCAAUAAGAAUGACUAUUUUGUUUUAGGACAAAGAAACCAAUUGAAGGCAUUUCUGUUAAGAUGCCAAAUCCUAUCAAACCAAGCUGAGCUGGAACAGUGUUUUACAGACACGUUAAAGACAUUAUUUGUUAUUAUUUACUGCUUCUUUGUUUUUGUUAUGUAUCGGUUUAAGUUAAGUCAGUCUUUAUUAUCACUCCUGUUCAAAAUGUUUUCAUUUAUUUCAGAUGUUACAAAAUGGAGAGGAAAUUAAUUUAAAGCAGAAAAGAACAAGAUAAUAAAGGUUGAGUUGAAGUCUGUG
Molecule: messenger RNA, 8357 nt
Organism: Betta splendens (Siamese fighting fish)
Lineage: Eukaryota; Metazoa; Chordata; Actinopteri; Anabantiformes; Osphronemidae
Gene: tnrc6ba
Product: trinucleotide repeat containing adaptor 6Ba
Exons: 22
Coding region: 175-6474 (2099 amino acids)
Biological process (GO): positive regulation of nuclear-transcribed mRNA poly(A) tail shortening; miRNA-mediated post-transcriptional gene silencing
Cellular component (GO): nucleoplasm; P-body
Molecular function (GO): nucleic acid binding
Source: RefSeq, a predicted model, not a curated record